Suillus plorans is the source of this 3264-nucleotide messenger RNA. RefSeq lists its product as uncharacterized. The coding region runs from base 1 to 3264 and encodes 1087 amino acids. The record is from RefSeq and is a predicted model, not a curated record. The transcript has 20 exons. NCBI's taxonomy places the organism in Eukaryota, Fungi, Basidiomycota, Agaricomycetes, Boletales, Suillaceae.
AUGGCUUCAGCAUCGUCUUCCGCACUCAAUCCAGCAUCUUCUCGACCUCCUCCUGUCUCUCUAGUUGUUUCUGAUCGCGAGCUUGUUGACGAUGGGAUGUCUGUUGUGUCAUCGUGUGUCCUGCGCAAGUGUUUUGGGUUUUCAGAGGUCUCCCGCGAGCGUGUCUCUUUGCGUAAUCAAUAUCCUGCAGGUUCCUUGCUGCCUGUGGUCGCUCCCAAUUUGCAGUUGAUUGUUGAGCAUUUUCUGACAUUCAAUCGAGAGCAAUACGCUGAGAUUGCCCGUGCACAUUCUAUAUAUGUGUCCUCUGCUGAUCGAAAGGAUCAUAUUCGUGAUCUGCUACGUGUACAUUUGCUGAAACACCCCAGACGGGACCAUUCCAAUCAUGUUUUGCCUGACCCAUUUGCACAAUCGUAUUGUUCGUCCCAUGCAGCGUCUCAGCGUGAUACUCGUCAUGGACAUGUCACGGAUGAUCCGCACUUUCCAACGGUAUUGUCGUUCAAUGACAAGUCGGAUAUUAUCUGCGAGUGGCAACAGAAGAUGAGUCCUGAAUCAUUAAAACGUGGUUGCUGUGCUGUAUGUGCUCAUAAUGUAUGCACCCAAGAAUUGUGCUCUGUAGAAGCAGCGAAGAUACCGUUACAUCUGUUGCGGAAUGAUUAUUUGCCAGAGCAUACACUGCCUUGCACAUAUGAUCUCGAGUUAUAUGGUCGUGCAAUUUUAUAUGCAAAGGAAAUGUAUAUGUGUUCUUCAUGCCAUUCUGCGCUCAUUUCUAAGUGUCCACGUCAGCCAGUGAAUUCUCUCGCUAAUUUUCAAUACUAUGGGCAUGAAAGGUUAUCUCCAGAGAUUCGCGAGGCUUUCUCUUCGGCUUCUAUUUAUGAUUUGAUGUUGAUUACUCACUUCUAUACAUAUAAAUCUUCUUUGACUCAAUUUUGGUCAGCUGAGGAAGCUUCGCAACGAUAUAACAAGGGAAAUGUUGCUAUCCGUCCGCAAAGUUCGACAGAAUUGUAUAACUUGUUACCACCAAACCGUGGUGAGUUACGGGAUGCUAUGUGCGUAAUUUUUUCGGGUCAAAAAUGUCCUGUGUUAGUUACAAAAAGUAGGGUUCGUAAGCUCAUUGAUUUCUUGAUUACACACAAUCCAUGGUAUCAGCAUAGUGGUGUAUCAUAUAGCCAAGAUAAUAUGGAUGCUUUGUUUGAUGAGGCUGAUUUCGAUGCAGAUACUGGUGUGCCGCAUGCUUUAGCGAUUUGCCAUUUGCCGACAGAGGAUCAGGCUUCCCCAGAUGCAGGUUUCAAUUCACGCGAUACUCACGAUACUCAUGGAAGUGAUAAUGGUGAUCUUGUCAUGGAACCUGUUGGGUAUACAGAAGGUGAUCAUUCUUCACAAAGCAGAGAAAAAAUGAAAUUACAUGCACUCACAUACAUUUUAGACCACAAGAAAUUCCUGUUGUCACGGACAGGUAGUAAAUUCGUAGCUGACAGUGAUCCUGGUCUCAUGUCCUAUUUGUUUCCCCAUCUUGACCCUUGGGAUAUCGGUGGAUUUUUUCAUUCUGGGCGAACAAAGCAGCAACACCUUUCAAUGCAAGCGCAAGUGAGAAAUUUGCUUCGUCAAGACGACUCACCUUUUAGAAAUGAUCCUCAGUUUGCCUUCAUAUGUUGGAAUAUGAUCCAGAAACAAGAAGUCAGCAGGAAUACAACUUUUUGCAUCGGUUUAUCUGCGCAACGAGGAUUAGCUAAGGAACUGACAGAUAUCGCGCCAUCCUUGACAUCUUUAGCUGAUAAGUGGAGUCACUCUGUGGAUCAAAAACCAUCGACGACUGUAGAAAAGAAAGCUGUCCGCAUCCUGCGUCGUUUGCAAGCUUCCACGAGGUCGAUUCGUUCUUUGAUGAAAAAAAUUAGCACACCUGCAUUAUUUGUGACGCUGAAUCCUCAUGACUUGACUAGCAUCGAGUUGGCGGAUUGGUCAAUGAUGUCCUCCUUUGAGCAUGCCAAAAUUGUCGCAAGUCGUCCUGAUGCAGCUGCCAUUGCGUUUGAUCUUCAAAUUCGCGCGUUUAUUAAUAUUAUCCUAAAGUAUAAGCAUGGCCCUGCAUAUUAUGGAAUGGUGGAAGCGCAAGGGCGGGGCACCUUACACUGUAAUCCGAGCCCACAAGCUUUGCGAGAGCAUAUGGCAAAUGAAGAAGGAUUUCAAGGCAAGAUUUAUGAACUGCCAAAUGAUACCACGUGUGUAUUUGAGACGAAUGAGAUGGAUCCUCGGCUAGAGUUGCCUCCACAAAUUGCGGACUUAGAUGAUCAAUCUUUUGCAUACGAAUUUCAAGAAUUUCUGACUCGCUUGGCGAUAGAAUGUAAUUGGCAUAUUCAUAAUGACCCGUGCUAUAAGCACAUAAGAGCAGGUGAAAAGCGUGGAGACCACAAUUGUCAGAUGCGCCUUGAUGGAUCACUGCAGGCUGUUACCAGCAUUGAUUUGCGUCGAUGGCGAGGUAGGGUGAACAAUUAUACAGACCUGAUAUUGUUCCUCUUGCAAAGUAAUACAGACAGUCAGUUUAUUGGUUCAGGUGAAGCUGCCAAGGCUGCUGUCUUUUAUAUAACCAAGUAUAUCACAAAAGGUAAUCUCCCAAUGUACACAGGUCUCCAGGCCUUAGAGUAUGCCACUAAAAUGCAUGAACAAAAAAUCAAUCGUAGUCUGAUAACUAAAUCUGAAAUAUCUCAUCAACAAGUCAUGAGUUAUCUUAUGGUGAAGUGGUAUGAACUUGACCAAGACAUGGAAUCUCUUCCGAUUGAUGAUAGACUAGUGUUGGAGGAUAAUGAUACAUUAUUAAACGAAGAACAGAUCACUGUGAACAUUGAAGAUUAUGCAUUAUGUCCUACAAGUGCACAUGAGUUCAAUGAUUUGUGCUUAUGGGAAUUUGUGGAGAGAACUGUCAAAGAACGAGGAGACAUACCUUUAGAAGACACAUCAGAGAUCGAAGAUAGCGAUAAUGAGGAGCUUAGGACUCACAGUCAGUACGAAUCCCAUAGGUUGUGUAUGCGGAAAAAACAAGUGAUCCCAGUAUUAUUAGGCGAUGCAAUCCCACAGCCGGAUGGUGCAGAGGAAGAAUAUGAAAAAUAUUGCCGAUGUAUGAUGAUGUUAUUUACGCCAUGGCGAGACUUGAGAUGCUUGAAAGGCGAACACAGAACAUGGAUUGAGGCAUUUGAACAAGAGACAUUUUCACCUGCAAAGACUGCUAUCAUCCGCAAUAUGAAUGUAGAGAAAGAAUUCACUAAUCCCUGGUGA